Messenger RNA from Struthio camelus australis, 6237 nucleotides. It is a transcript of the gene TESK2, whose product is annotated as testis associated actin remodelling kinase 2. Gene Ontology annotation, biological process: actin cytoskeleton organization; protein phosphorylation. Lineage: Eukaryota; Metazoa; Chordata; Aves; Struthioniformes; Struthionidae. The record is from RefSeq and is a predicted model, not a curated record. Gene Ontology annotation, molecular function: ATP binding; protein serine/threonine kinase activity. Gene Ontology annotation, cellular component: cytoplasm; nucleus.
AAGCAUCAUAGUCCACUUCAUAUGGAGUUAUUGCAGUACUAGAGCGGCAGACUGCAUUUUUGGAGCAUCCAACAAGAGCAGAGAAGACAGCAAAGUACCUAAGAUGUGAGAAGCCCUCCCUUAUCAAAAGGAAGCUUUGUUUUCAAAAUGGACCGAAGUAAGCGGAAUUCAAUAGCAGGAUUUCCACCACGCUUGGAGCGCGCUGAAGACUUUGAUGGGGGCAGUGGAGGUGAUGGGACUGCAUCCCAGAUAGGAAGAGUUUGGACCUCUUCAUACAGAGCCCUGAUAAGUGCCUUUUCCAGACUUACCCGUCUUGAUGACUUCACCUGUGAGAAAAUUGGCUCUGGUUUCUUCUCUGAGGUGUUCAAGGUAAGACACAGAACUUCGGACCAGGUAAUGGCUUUGAAGAUGAACACACUGAAUAGCAACAGAGCAAACAUGCUGAAAGAGGUUCAACUUAUGAAUAGGCUCUCACAUCCAAACAUCUUAAGGUUUAUGGGUGUCUGUGUGCAUCAAGGACAGCUGCAUGCACUUACUGAGUACAUCAACUGUGGUAACCUGGAACAGCUAUUAGACAGUAACCAGCAUCUGCCCUGGACAGUGAGGGUGAAAUUGGCAUAUGACAUUGCUAUGGGAAUCAGUUAUCUUCACUAUAAAGGCAUUUUCCACCGGGACCUUACAUCCAAGAACUGCUUAAUAAAACAUGAUGAGAACGGAUACUCGGCGAUAGUGGGAGACUUUGGUUUGGCAGAGAAAAUUCCUGAUCACAGUGAGAAGUUACCAGUGGUGGGCUCACCCUUCUGGAUGGCACCGGAAGUUCUCAGAGAUGAACCUUACAAUGAAAAGGCGGAUGUGUUUUCUUAUGGUAUAAUUCUGUGCGAGAUUAUAGCAAGAAUACAAGCGGAUCCAGACUAUCUCCCUCGUACAGAAAAUUUUGGAUUAGAUUAUGAUGCCUUCCAGCACAUGGUGGGAGACUGUCCCCCUGACUUCCUCCAGCUGGCCUUCAACUGCUGUAAUAUGGAUCCAAAGUUGCGUCCUUCAUUUGCUGAUAUUGUCAGAACACUGGAGGAGAUUUUAAACCGUCUGAGAAACGAGGAAUCUGAGAGAGAGAGAAAAUUUUUCAAUCUUGACAACAGUGAAAGAAAACCUAAAGGGUCAAUUGAAAAAGGACCUGGAGUAAAACGAUUGAGUUCCCUGGAUGAUAAGAUCCCACCCAAGUCACCUCGCCCACGUCGGAAUAUCUGGUUGUCACGCAGCCAGUCGGAUAUCUUCUCCCGCAAGCCUUCCAGGAAGAUAAAUGUGCAGGACCCCUACUAUACGCCAAACAAGGGGUUAGGCCGGAAAGUUAAUCCCUUCAAUGCCAGGGAGGACCUCAAGGGGGGAAAGAUCAAAUUCUUUGACAUGCCAAGCAAGUCUGUGAUCUCCCUUGUGUUUGACUUGCAUUCUCCAGAGGCAGGUGGUGGCCUGAAAGCCAGCCAGUCCCAGUUCAGGCAGACAUAUAGCACAGACUGGCAGGAAUUUUCCCUCCUCCCGGGGAGGAGAUGCAGAUCACUUCCAGUCUCUCCUGAAUUGCCGCAUAAAGAGUAUGGCCUGUUUGGGGGACUGUCUUCAACUGUCAGCAGGUGUGACCCAACCCAACUAGGUGCAGAGGUUCGGCAAAAACUCCUGAGUAGCAGUAAAUAUGGUGUGUCAGAGAUUCCCCCCUUUCAAGCCAAGCUCCACAGGCCAGAAUUUCUUCCUGUACCAGGACAAGAGGAGGAUAUGGACUGUUCAGAUGGGCCAGUGUCCCAGGAGGAAAAUGGAUUUUAUCGUGUUGGGAACACGUGUGAAGAUCCAGCAUGUAAUCAACCUUUAGCACUGGCUCAGCCUGAGCCACUAUCUUGCAAAAGGCUCCCAGCUGAGAAUUCAGUGAACUCAGAGGGACAUGGCUCCUUACAGGUGUUUGCAGGUUGUCCCCCUUCUGAAGAGAUGGAGGUGGAAGACGACCUACAGAAAAAUACGCUGCUGGAGUCUGCAAAGGCUCUGUUCAGUGUUAGCCCUUCCACGGAGCCAAGGAGAGAGGCACAGCCAUUCGGUGAGCAGGACGGGGAUGGCACUGCCCCGUUGUCUUUGACCUCCUCCAACAUCUCAGCAAGUAGCAGCACACAGUCAACUUGUGACAUUUGAAGAGAGUGCUUAAAUUGGACAUGUCCUUGGAGGAACAAUUGUUCCCAGUCACUUAGACUCUGUUUUUCUAUAGUGCUGGGUCCCACAUGUUUGAAAUGGCCUCAGCGGCACUCAGUGGUUUAUAGAAAUGGGCUGUCAAACAGAAGGCUGCAGACAGCAUCGGGAGAGACAGAUUCUUUUAACUUUGUUUCACAUUGUGUUUAUCCCCUUUCCUGAUUUGUGUUAGGAGGGAGAACUACUCUAGCCAGAAUGUCCGUGUGAAGCCCCAUAGUUACUUCCAAGCAAUAGUUGCCACAGCUGGGGUAUCGUGGUAAGCAGUUUGACCUGGAUUUUGGCGUGGAAAGUUUCAGGGCCUUACGCUCCAGGUUGGUGAGAAAGAGAGACCCUUAGGUUUUCCCUCCUCCUCUCACUGACCAGCUGCUCUAAACCACUGCAGCUUUUGCGUUAACAUUCUGCAAGCAGUGUGCAUGAAUCAGAGCUUCUGUUUUAGAAAUGGGCAUAGAGAUCUUUCAGAGCUAUGUUGAGCAGAUAGGAAUGCUUUUUGGUCCCAGAGUGGCUAUGAACACUGCUGCUGCAUCAAACAAGCUCUUGUUUCAAAAGUAGCAAAAACAAAACCCCUCCUGCUGCAGACUCAGUCACAUGGCAAGUACUUUCUGAUUAACAAGAAGAAUCUGUUCCCUGGCAUUUCAUUUUCCCAUGGGAUUUGGGUACUGAUGCGCAAUAUGUUAGCACAGGGAAGCAGGGUGCAAUAAGCACCGCUCACUUCCUUGCCCAGCUCUCCAUGUACCUCAACCCAGCUGUGGAGGAAGGUUUGCCCAGGGCACAAGAGGGAGCCAUAUUCUAGGCAUUGUCAUUCCUGGGCUUCUUGGGAAGCCACCCAUGAAAGUUCAGUUGUAUUGAGCUCUUUGGGGGAUGUGGGCAUUUUUCACUAAAGAGCUGAAUGGGCACCACAACCUAUUUCUGCAGAACAGUUAAUUGACUACAUCUAGGUCACAGCUGGCCAUUAUCACUAAGCUAGAAGGGUCAUGUUCACCUCCCUCUCUGGUAGAACAUCCCAUCUCGUUGAUGCCACUGCAGUAAUGAUGAGUCCUUAUGUAAAACCAAACUGCCUGCCUGAUGGAGGACAGGAAUCCCCUGAUCAGGUGAAGCUGCCAGCAGUAUUUCAGCCACGUGAGUGCUUUCGGGGGAAGGCCAGUAGACUCGCAGAAGGGAGAUUGGCUCAUCAAACCGAAGAAAAUUAACUUACCCUCAUGAAUUUUUUUUUUUUUCCUCCUACAAAAAGAUGUUGUCGUCUUUGAUUUCUGCUGUCACUGAUAGCUGUGAACAUGAUUCUUUUUCUUUUUGUUCCUCUCCACUAGCAGGUAUAUGUGAAAGAAGCAGUGGUCCUACUGCAAUUUUCAGGAAAACUUGUUCUAUGAUAUUUGUGCUACUUCCUGCCUUUAUCCACUGUCAUUGUUAGCGCUCUCUCUCGCUCAUCUGUGUUAUCAUUCCUAACUGAGGUAGGCAUUGCAUGCCUGCUGAGCACACAGGUGGUGAUGCAAUGGGCUCUGCGGUGGUUAGAGUCCAGAAUCUCACCCCAGGUAACCGGUUACAUUCUUACCGCACUUGUGCAAAGAGGGAAAAUGUAAGCUAGUACGCUCUGGUAGAAGCAAGGCUGUUCCUCCUUUCCUCAUCUCAGAGAAAGGAGGAUGGAGAAAGGCAAAUGCUGUCUCUCGGCCGAGAUACUGAGCUUUCUGGAGGCAUAGGUAACUAUUUUGGGAGUUAAAAGACCUCUUCUUGUGAAAUAUGCCUGAAACUGAGCAGCAGUGGCUUUGCAGUGGCUGCAAAGAAUUAAAUGAGAAACCCAGUGUCCUUAAAUUGCUUAGAACAGUCCUUGCCAAAUUAGGCCACUCUUUGCAGUUUUAAAGAGAAAAUGUCCAUCCUUACCAAGAUUGUCUCUUUGGCCCACACCUCUUGGCCUCUCAAAGGUGCUAUCUGUAGAGUAGUCUGUCUUGUUUAACCUGUCUGCUGUUUUGGUGUCUUCAGAGUGCAGAGCAACUUGUACGGCUGGUGCUGUGUGUGUGUGUAAUUUUCCUGAGGAGAAGAAACUAGUCAGAACUCAAUUGCCAGCUACUUGUCUGCCUGGUGCCUGCUUUUUCUUUUUUCUUGUGUGUGUGUGUUUUUCUUCUUUUUCUUUUCAUGAUUGUAACCUUUCAGGAGGGAAACCAUCAGCACCAGCUUCUGUUGUCACAAGAUGCAUUUAGUUGUGUGACUUCAGACAAACAAGCAAUAAUAAGUAGUUUACUUCUGGAUCACCAGGCUGCAAGGAAGCUGUUCGGCAUCCUACAGCCACAUGUAGCCUCAACAGAGCAAACACAUGUGCCUCGGGGUGCUCUGUGGCUUGCAUUAGCCCUGACUGUCAGCACUGACACCUUAUCGUGAAGUCUGUUGCCCUGGAAGCUCUGAGCUCUCAUCUCUGUGACGCUGACUGCAAAGCUGUGCAGUCAGGCUUGAGGCAUCUCUAAGGCACCCAUCACAGUGAUCUCAUCUAUUCUUGUUUUCUUGCGCAGCUGUCUUUUAAAAAUAUUUCCCUGCCCUAAACAGCUCUCUUAUAAAGCAGCAUGGCUAAAUGUUUUUUUUUUUCUUAAAAAUCCCCUCUAAGCACAGCCAGCUGACAUGAAUAGGGCACAUCUAUCAGCUUUUCUAGCUCUUUACACUGAGGUGGAGGUGUCAGAAAAAGAAAUGCCAAGGGAUAAUGGCUUAGUCCUUUCCUGGAUUCCUGGUCUGUACAGGAGAAGAGGCACGUGUAUAAAACUGGAGUAAAAGGCUAUGUUAAAAAUAGCUAAAUGCUUGCUAAAACCCAGUGUCUCCAAGGGCCUGGAUGCGGUUGGCACUCACUGUGUCUCAUCGCUUAGGCUGCAUAAAGCUGAAUCUAGGUUGCAUUUGGUAAAUCUCCUAGGUUUUCUGCCCAUUUGAGGGUGUUUUUCUACUGGGGGCCAUUUUCUGACAGCUACUGAUGAACAUGAAUACAUACAAACAGUGAUCCAUGUGGUCAGCAAACUCCUUGUUUUAUAGUGAUGUGACAAAGUUUUAUUGUGAAUGGAUUUUAUCAUGGUUUUUGAUUUUCUUACAGGAGCAAUUCUUGCUCUUUUAAAAGACUUUCUACACACUGCUAGGUUCCCUGAAGAGCUCUAAGAUGUUUUUAAUUCACUUUAAAUCUUGCUAUGUUGAAUUCAUUUAAAUGUCUGUUAUAAGCUAUUUUUUGUUGUGGUUGCAGGUUGAUAAAAUGCAACUAAGAGAAUGCAUGUGAAUUGCUGCCCCUCAAAAGCAGUGCUGCAAGACAAGGGGGUUAGACUUAUACUUGUUGGAAAGGUGUUGAUGUAUUAUGUGUAACAGAACAUUGGUAUUUUUUGCCAGUACAACUAAAGACACUUGAAUAAUUCCUGUUUGCACUUAAUGCUAUUGUUUAUAUUGCAUGUCACUACAUUUCUAUGCAAAACAAAUAACCUUUUUUGGGAGGAGGGGCAGCCAGAUAUUUGAUUAAGUAAGUUUAAAGACCUUUGCAAGAUGAUCUAUUUUCAUAUUUAUGAAGGAAUUUUACGUCUUAAUAUUUUGCAGACUGUAAAUAGCUCAACUUGUAAUUAAAGGCUUAGGAGGAAGUUUGUAGCCUGUGUAUAAUAGUAAGUUAACACUGCCAGAAAAAAAAAAAUCUUUGCAAAACAACUUUUCUAAUAUUGUGGAUAUUUAUGAAUAUGUAAAGAAAGCACAUCUUGUUUCUAUGUUGAUUGACCUUCUGACUUUUUUUUGCGCUAUGGAAAUGGUGUAUGUUUUAUUGGAACUGCAAUAAGAAGUAACCAAAGAUGAAUCCAGUUAAAUAUUUUCAUAAUUUUUUCUUGGUCAGGUUUUGUAAACUUUCCCAACUUGCUUUCAAAAUAAAAAUAAAAUCAAGCACUGAGUCUUGUGAUUAAGAGGACAAUUCUAGAUUAAAAAAGCUGAUUCAAGUGCUUACUUAAGCUAUGGAUGACAUUAAUAGCUUGGGGUUGGAAUAGUGUCUUCAUUACUCUGUGCUGAGUUAUAAACAGCGAAAAUUGU